AUGCCUACAAGCUUACCAACUACUCGGGAACCACUACGUACCCAGCUCAUAUUGACAUCAUCCCCUCCUCAUCUCCUGGCCAGUCAAGCAACUCGAUGUUCAAUAUGGCUUCGACGAGGCUACGCUACAGAGGCUUACUUGACUCGACAUGUGCCAGGCAGCGAGCCGGCACCUUUUCCUCAUGAUCGAACUCAUAUCAGUGAUGCCAAAUUCGAACAAGAUAAAAAGUCAAAACUGGCACUCGAAGUACGCUGGCUGAAGGAUCCUGUGAAGCUGGCAGACCACACGGUCAAAUUGCUGCGAGAAGACCAAUUCGAGAAAGCACUGGACAUUGUCAGACUGGCCAGCAGAGAUGUGGUGUCUACCGUUAGCUGGAAUCAUCUCAUUGACUAUGAGAUGAGUAAAGCGAGGGUUCCCAACGCUGUCAAGCUGUAUAAUGAGAUGAAGAAGCGUGCGCAGCUGCCUGAUGCCUAUACCUUCACUAUACUCUUCCGCGGCUUCUCCUGGUGUCCUCCAAAUCCGCAGAUCUGUUCCCGUGCUCUCUCAAUAUACCAGUCCAUGUUCGCCGAGAACAGCCCUGUCAGGCCGUCGAUCAUUCAUACCAACGCGGUCCUGAAAGUCUGUGCUCUGGCACACGACGUUGAUGCCCUCCUAGGCAUUGCGGCCGAGUUACCUACUCGUGGCAGUGGUGCUCCCAACAACCUCACUUUCACAACCAUAUUGAACGGUAUACAGAGUAAGGCAGUUGAAGAGACCAAUGGGCAAAAAGCAACUUCCAGGGGGGAAGGUACGGGAAGAAACAAAAUAAGAGCGCUAGCAGUUCACCAAGGACGAAGGAUCUGGGUGGAUGUCAGACAACGCUGGAUGAGCGGAGAUCUAUACCUGGAUGAGAAACUCGUCUGUGCCAUGGGAAGAUUGUUGUCGCUUGGCGGUGAGCCUCAAGAUCUUGACGACAUCCUUUCGCUACUCGAGCAGACAAUGGGUUUACCACGACAAGUAGCCAGGCUAGCCGAUCCAGCUCUCGGAAGAGCUGGAGAAGCCUCUGGACCUAAUGACGACCUGGAGCUCCUACCCCGUUCACCAGCCAACGUGGAGCUCGAGGCUGUGCUGUCGUCAUCAAGAGAGGAAGACGACUUCCCCGAAUUGCCCAGCGAUCCAUUAGCUCCUCUUCCCAAAGCCGCUGGGGCAACUCAGUCAGCCGUACGUCCCGGCCGCAACACCCUCUCCCUUGUAGUAGACGCAUGUAUUCGCCUCAAAUAUGCCCGUGCUGCGCAGAACUACUGGGGCCUCCUCACCUCACCUGAUAGCUACAACAGCAUCAUUCCCGAUAGCGAAAAUUAUCACACGUAUCUACGUCUACUCCGUCUCCGACGAUCCGCAAAGCUCGCCGUUGAGCUUGUCGACGAGUUGACAUCUGGCGAUUUGACAGGCAAGGCAGGUGUGGAGACGAAGACAUUCAGAAUCGCUCUGAGUUGUUGCGUCAGGGAUAAUAAGAAUAGAAACUCGAUAUUUCAUGCGGAAAAGCUGGUCAAGAUAAUGACGGAGACCCUAUCUUAUCCGGACGCUAAGGCUCUGGGCAUGUACCUUCAAGUUGCGCUCCUCCAGAAGCCUCGAGAUUGGCGCGUUAUCAUGAGCGCUAUUCGUGGCUGCGAGCUUGGAGUGAGGAAUCUACGCAGUCUAAUAGCUUAUGAGCCCGCUGGGCCCCGGAAGCAGAACGAAGAGGAUAUCUUAGAGCUAGUGAGGGGACUGAUUAGUGCGAUUGAUGUAGUGCUCGAUCUUGGUAAUGAGGAGAUUGAUGGUAAAGAGAAGAAGAGGUGCAGAGAGCGGAGGCAUAUGCUGGCGGCAUACGUUACGAGAACGCACCAUCGCCGUGUGGCGGAGGGGAAAAGUCAUGAAGUUAAAAAGGGGGAGGAUGAGGGUACGGGCGGGAAGGUUUUAUCUCCCAAGAGAAGCAGAAGUGGAAGGAGGAGUGAUGACCACCCAAAUUUGGAUGGGGAGGGUGAGAAUGACGGCUUUGAGGGUGAAAGGAAUGAGGCUGUGGCUCGAAGGCCGGCAGAGGAGGUCAGUGAUGGGAUUCUCGGGCCUGGGAGGGGCGGAUGGAAGAGGGAAUGGGAACCGAGAAGGAGGGUGCAGGGAUGGGAGAAGAAGGAUAGGGAGACGAUGGAUAGGGAAAGUGUGGAUAGGGGGUGGGCGUGGAAAUUUCAGAAGGGACGGAAUGACGAACGGGCAGAAAGGUAUUAG
Molecule: messenger RNA, 2241 nt
Organism: Letharia lupina
Lineage: Eukaryota; Fungi; Ascomycota; Lecanoromycetes; Lecanorales; Parmeliaceae
Exons: 3
Coding region: 1-2241 (746 amino acids)
Molecular function (GO): protein binding
Source: RefSeq, a predicted model, not a curated record